Molecule: messenger RNA, 5368 nt
Organism: Coregonus sp. 'balchen'
Lineage: Eukaryota; Metazoa; Chordata; Actinopteri; Salmoniformes; Salmonidae
Source: the annotation of a GenBank genome assembly
AUGGUGGAAGGAGGAGAGGUGCACGGGGGCAUGGGAGGAGAGGAGGGGAAGAGGUGCACGGGGGCAGGGGAGGAGAGGAGGGGAAGAGGUGCACGGGGGCAGGGGAGGAGAGAAGGAGAGGAUGGUGGAACGAGGAGAGGUGAGAGGGGGCAGGGGAGGAGAGAAGGAGAGGAUGGUGGAAGGAGGAGAGGUGAGAGGGGGCAGGGGAGGACAUCACACCGUGUCUGUCUGGUGAGGAGCACCCCAGUUGCCAACAACCGGAUUCAUCUGGUUUUCAGGGAUGCAGCUAUCUAUAACCUAGCUUCCUUUUCUGUUGAAAACCGGAUGUGGAAACUCCACUCAGGUGUCUUUUUAUGCCUGCAGCAUUAGAUUAGGUGAGGAGGAGUGGGCUAAACACACACAAACCAUACGGGCCCUGAUUGUUGUAUGUGUGUUGGUGGCACCUUAAUUGGCGGAGAACGGGCUAGUGGUAAUGUCUGGAGCAGAAUGAGUGGCAUGGUGUCAAAUACAUCUAACAUGUUUUCCAGGUGUUUGAUGCCAUUCCAUUCGCUCCGUUCCAGCCAUUAUUAUGAGCCGUCCUCCCCUCAGCAGCCUCCACUGGUGUGUACUGUACAUAUUGUUGUGUGUGUAUUUGCGCACAUACGGGUGUGUGUAGUGGUUGAUUGAAUAGACUCCCUCAAAUGUUGUAUGUAUUAAUUUGUGGAUUUCCAUCACCCAUUUCGUAUGAUAUGUUACGAAUUACAAAUCGUAUUAUUUGUUACGAAUUUGCAAACGUACAACAUGUUAUGAAUUUGCAAAACUUAUGAUAUGUUAUGAAUUCUAGCUAGGUUGCUAACAUUAACUAGCUGGCUAACUUUAGCUAGGCUAGGUAGUUAAGGUUAGGGUUAGGGGAAGGGUUAGUUAAAAAGGUUAAGGUUAGCGUUGGGUUAGGGGAAGGGUUAGCUAACAUGUUAAGUAGUUGCAAGUUGCUAAUUAGCUAAAAUGCUAAAGUUGUCCGUGAUGAGAUUUGAACACACAACCUUUGGGUUGAUAGAUAUUCGCGUUAUAUCCAUCCACCUCGACAAACCACCCUACUUUUGUUUUUGCCUUAAGUAACCAUCUGUCUUAUGUAACCACACCAAACAUAACAUAUCACUCUAAUUUGUCUAGGUACGUCUAAUUACGUCUAUUCUAUGAGACCAGGCUGUUUCAUCUCAUUGUGUGUGUGAAGGUAUCGGUGAGAGAACACUGCUCAUAUAGAAGGCUUUCUCCGUCUCGGUACAUGAUUCCACUCACCUCUCAAUGAUGAAAAGCUUUUACAUAAACACACACACAUUUGCACACCCUCUCUAUAUCUUUUACACACACAUACAGUACACAGUCCCUCUCUCUCUUUUUCUCUAUCUACUUUCUCACAAACACACACACCUCUUGCGAUGUGUCUCAAAGCCCGAAUAAACAGUUCAAUUAAACAUUAAAGAGUUAAUAAACACCAAUUUAAACACCAGCCAAGCACUCAAAGCCUUAAAUGAAGUCUUGAUUAGUAACACCAGGUAUGCUACGGCUUGGCUGGAGCAAAGGGCAGCAACCCACCAGCCCUGGCAGGGGAAGUUUGACCAACCUUGGUCUAAACAUCUAAACAGUAGCUCUGUCUCAGUCUCAGGCUUACGUCCUGGUGCUAGCCUCUCCCAAUGAGAGUAAACAGUCUUCUGACAGACGGAAGAGAGAAAUGACAGGAUGCUCUCUCAUGACCCGUGCCAGUCUCUGUGUGUCUGUCUGGUCUCUGUGUCUCAUCCACUCUGUGGAAUCUUUCUCUUUCCCCACAAUAAAUCUGUUAAAUCUUCAAAUACUGCAGCCGGCUGGUGUCUGGGGCCCGUCUGGAUACAAAGUGUGAAGAGUUCUGGACUGGCUGUGUACCGAUCUCUCACAGUUCUUUCUCUCUCUCUCUCUCUCUCUCUCUCUCUCUCUCUCUCUCUCUCUCUCUCUCUCUCUCUCUCCUCUCUCUCUCUCUCUCUCUCUCUCUCUCUCUCUUACUGUCUAUCAUGUCUGUUUCUAUUUCCCCCUUGCUGCCUUUUCCUCCUAUCUAUAUUUUGAUAAUUUUUUUUCUCCCUCUGUCACCGUUCCUGUUCUUUCCUAACAGAGAUGUUUAACCCUGAGGAGGUACACUGUAUUUGAUGCUCAGUGCCAAAUGUUUAUUCUUUACCAUACAUUUCCUUGAUGGUAAACCGCAGUUUGGUCAGCAUUUAUUGUAAGAAAGUGUUCAUUAAACAAAGACAGAAGGACAUCCUAUAGAUGCAGCAGACAUUGUUGGUGCUGUAGUCUACAUAACUAACGUUACAAAUUCAGUGUUGUCAGCAUUAUGCCUAGAGUUUGAAUCAUAGGUGGGAGAUUUGUAUCACUGUGUGUGUGUGUGUGUGUGUGUAUGUGUGUGUGUGUGAGAGAGAGAGAUCCAGUGACGUAUGUUGUGAUGGAGGUUAGACAUACAGAGAGGAAGUGUGAAAAACAAAUAUGUCUGCCUUCCUUCGGUCUCCUCCUCACCUGGAGAUGGACAGAAACCCCAGAGCUCUCACACACAGGACAGGGACCGUUCAACGGGGACAGACCACAGUACAAUCAUAGAGGAGAAGAUAGCUGUAGUUUACUGUGGUCGAAUACAGACGAACUCCUCGCAUCAGUGAUCUCAAUCAGGUAAGGUUUGCUACCUGAUAUUUAAUAUUUCUAGUAUUUCAAUACGUGUGUACUCUACAAAUACUUUUCUCUCUACAUUGGUUGGUUAGGUAGUGUACUCUAGACUAGGGCCUAGAUUAAAUCCGUAGCGUGGAAGAUCUACGCUAUAGCGCAAUUUAAAUGUAAACGCAAUGUUCCUGUGUUUGCGGAGACUGCAUGUUUGUAUUAAUAUUAUUUUAGGGGGUGGAUCAGCUUUAAUAUUGCAAAUAGAUUGUGGCUUCUAUCAAUGUGAUUGUCUGCAUCAUUUCCAAUCCCCCAUAUAUAUUUUUAUAAAUAUAUAUGUUAUUUGAAAUAUAUAUAUUGUUUUGAAAUAUAUUUUCCUUUCCCCUAACCCUACCACGCCUCCCCUAAUUGGAGUAAACUAAUGGACAACAACACUUAGGCUUCUACUUCCAGCUUAUACAUACUAUAUACAUUUUUCAGACACAGUACAUUUUACAUUAGUUAUCUUUUGUUUGUUUUUAGUCCCAUCCUUCAGCUACCCUCAACCCCUCCCAUCUAUCGGAAGACCAUCCAUAUAUCUUUCAACUGUGCUGUGAUGUUUCAUAAAAGUUCUGAACCUUUCUAUUCUCAUAGUUUCUACAGAUUGUAAAUUAAAGAUAAAACAUUUUUAUUAUAAACAGUAUUAUUAUAUUAUUGAUUGAUUGACUAUGACUUUUCCGAUCACGCAGCAGUGCUAUCUGCAGAGUUAACUCCAGGUAAAUGUUGCAAUUCUUCAGCCAUUCCUGAACCUGCGACCAAAAACAAGCUACAUAUGGACAGUACCAAAACAAAUGAUCCAAUGAUUCUGUCUCUUCGCAGCAAAAUCUGCAGAACUGGGAUGGUUGUAUCCCCCCUUUAUAUGACAUUCUAUUGGUUGCAAGAAUUUUGUAUAAUAAUUUAAAUAGGAAAAGUACGUUUUGAAUCCGGCGCCGUUUUGUGUAUAAGUUCAUAAACCAUGUGCCAUGGAAUCGGUACAUCGAAAAUCUCUUCCCAAUUAUUUUUCAAUCUGUAUGUCACAGCUGUAAAUUUUUGGGUCCUGAAAUGAAAUUGGUAUACUUUUUUAUUUAUCACAACUUUCUCCCCCUUCCAAUUGCCUCUUAAUUUUUGCGGUAAUGCUGCAAUUGGUUGGUUGUAAUUUUGGAUAGUGCAGACAUUUCCAUAUAUUUUUGUUACCUGCAUAUGUGACAUAACUCCACCAGUCCUAUUUAUGGUAUCAUUUACAAAGAUUAUACCGUUUGUUAGUUUUUUUCUCCAAAAAUAAUGUUUUUUUUUAAUCAAUUCAUAUAUUUGAGUUUAACCAUAAUAUUUGUUGUAAUAUUUGUUCUGUCUUUUCUGGUGGAUUAAACUGAAAUUGCAACCAACUUUCUAUGGCUUGUUUUAUAAAUAGAGAUAUUUUGGAGAUGAUUUCAUUUUCAAAUCACCGAAAGUGAGAGGUUGUAAUCUGAAUAAAGAGAAAAAGGCCAUUCCUGAAGGCAAUGUUCCCGGAGACUGCAUUCAUGGUAAAUGCUGCAUAUGUCGGCUCAAUGGGAAAUUACCUUUCAAUUUAAAUUACGCAACAACUCGGAUCUUCCACGCUACAGAUUGAAUCUAGCCCUCGAGCACUUGUUGGCUUGGUAACAACAUUGAAAGCACAAUAGACAGGUAUUUUCCCUUUGUAUUUAUUUCUGCCUUUACCUUUCUUCCACUUUUGAUUUUCUCUGGGUGGUUUGAGGAAAUUAGUCCUUGAUUGUUCAAAGUACACUGAGCAUUUUUUCUUGCCACUGUAUCUGCCUGCAUGUGGUUUUUCUGUGUCUCCUGUCUGUCUCUGCCUAUCCAGUUCGACUGAAUAGUGUUUCUGUGUCCCUCUGUCUGUCUCUGGCUAGCCUUGUCUGACAGCAUGCAUCGUCUGUGUGUCUCAAUGUUGGUCUGCUUCAUACUCCUGGGAUUCCUCAGUUUCACAGGUAGGUGAACACCUUUGAGUAUACUCAUAGGCUGUGUUUUUCACAGGCAGCCCAGUUCUGAUCUUUUGCCCAGUUAUUGGCAAAGGAUCUGAUUGGUCAACAUACCAGAAUUGGGCUGCCUGUGUAAAUGCACCGAUACUGUCCUGAAGUACUGAACUUUGACUUUGGUCUGACUCUUUCCGUUUCCCUUCACUGUGUCUUAACCAGGAGCAGAAGAGACGGAGACUGCCACAGAGGAAGGCAAUGGUGAGCCAAUAAAUAAUGUUUUAUUAUUUGCUUGCUUGCUUACUUGAUUGAUUGAUUGAUUGAUUGAUUGAUUGAUUUGUCCCCAGGCAGGGAAAAACGUGAAAUGCCCAACUGGGCCCUGUGGUCAUCAGACUUCACAGGCUGGUUGCAGGAGCUGACGGCCCAGGCUGGUUACGACCGGAUCCAGGACCUGGCCAGGACCUACUGGGCCCACUUCCCGAUUGCCAGCUACCUGGGUUACGACAGCCCCGACCAAGACCCAGAAGAAUCUGAGGGUGUACCGGAAUGAAGUUUGCGUCAAAUGAAAUCUUUGGGGAAGUUUUAAAAUCACCACCUUUUAACCAUUGUCUGACUAUUGCAUUGAUGAAACAAUACAUAUUUAGUAGCAGACACGCAUGCAUGCACACACAGUUGAUGCUAUAAAUCUUGUAUAAACAAAUUGAUGUUUUUUUGUGCUUUUCUUUGUCAUCUAAGUCCCCUGUAGCUCAGUUGGU